This is a messenger RNA of Xyrauchen texanus (razorback sucker), 2696 nucleotides long. RefSeq names its product fasciculation and elongation protein zeta 1 (zygin I) (gene fez1). The record is from RefSeq and is a predicted model, not a curated record. Lineage: Eukaryota; Metazoa; Chordata; Actinopteri; Cypriniformes; Catostomidae. Gene Ontology annotation, cellular component: axon; cytoplasm. The transcript has 10 exons. The coding region runs from base 318 to 1499 and encodes 393 amino acids.
GUGGACAAAGAGAGGACGGCUUGUGCUUAAUGAUCAGAAAACAACACUCGCAGACGCUGCUGGCUUAGACAAGACACUGUGGACUGGAUCAGGAUACUGAGCGGCCAUUACAACUCAGAACCUGUGUGUUUGUUUAUGAGGGUGUGAUGGGAAUAAAUGUGUCUGCUGUCAUUUUAUCAUAAUCAGGAUUUGCUGAUGGUGAUUUUGCUCUCAGCAGGAUCGUUAUAGGAGGGGCUCUGUCUACCCAGGAGAGAUUCUUCUGCAGGAUUGUUGCUACACCGCCCCUCACGUGACAGCGCGAUCGAGAGGCCAUCGGAAUGGAGGCCCCUCUGGUGUGCCUGGAUGAGGAAUUUGAGGAUCUGCGGCCCUGCAAGAUGGAGGAGUAUGAAUCAGAGCCUCCCUGCCGACCUCACAAAAUCAUUCCUUUGGCCCCGCUGUGUCGGGAGGAUUUCUCCGAGCUGGAGAACUUCUCUGAGAUGAUGAGCUUCAAGUCAAUGGAGGAUCUCGUCAACGAGUUUGACGAGAAGCUGAACGUGUGCUUCCACAACUACAACACCAAGACAGAAGGUCUGGCACCUGUACGCAACCAAUCACAUGCCGAGGAAGAUGAAGAGCAGCUUCAAGAUGAAGACGUGUGGGAUGCUCUGACUGACAGUUACAUCCCCUCUUCUGCGUCCAGCUGGGAUGACCCCACUUCAGAAACACUGAAUGGCAAUCUCUCAGAUCAAGAGAUACAUGAAAAAGAGGAGGAGGAGAUGAAUGAGAAAAAUGAAAAUGCCAAUUGUCUGAGUGAAGAGCCCCUUAUUACAGCUGAUCAGGUGAUUGAAGAGAUUGCUGAGAUGAUGGAAAACUCGCCAGAUCCUGUAGAGACAGAGGAAGAGGAGGAGGAUGAUAUUGGGCUUUCCUCCUCUACAAGUAGCCCUUCCCUAUUGGAGGAGAUCCGCAUGCUGUCUCAGGCCUCCAACAACAACUGCUCUUAUGAAGGUCUGAGGCUCAUGCCGAGUUCAGCGCUGCUCGACAUCUUGUGUCGCGUGGAGUCAGCAAUACGUGAGUAUUCAGAGGAAUUAGUGACUCAGCUAGCCCGGCGGGACGAGCUGGAGUUUGAGAAGGAGGUGAAGAACACCUUCAUCACAGCUCUAAUGGAGGUCCAGAACAGGCAGAAAGAACAAAGGGACAUGAGCAAGCGCAGACGUAAGGACAAGGCCAUGAGCCUGCAAGGCUCUACUCGCACCGAGAAGACUGGAGGCAUGCCUGUGAAGCGCUUCAGCAUGGAGGGUCUGUCAAACAUCCUGCAGACGGGGAUCAGACAGACAUUUGGGACCUCAGGGACAGAGAGACAGUACCUAAACACAGUUAUACCAUAUGAGAAAAAAGGGACUCCUCCAUCUGUGGAUGACUUGCAAAUGCUCACAAAAAUUCUUUUUGCCAUGAGGGAAGACAGUGAGAAGGUCCCAUCUCUGCUGACUGACUAUAUAUUAAAAGUUCUGUGUCCUACCUAAAGUCCUGAGUGUGAUCUGCUGUUGGUGAGACUGUGAAGAGGGCAGGUCUCUUCAUUCCUCCUCUCUUAUACCCAGUCUUCAGGUCUCCAGCCCAACUGCAUGAGUUCCCUUACCCAUUAUCAGCGAGGGACCCUGAACAUCUAAUCAACCUUCUCUUGCUAAUCUAAUGACCUUUGAUCCCUUCUCAUCUCAUUGCCCUUCCAAUAUUCAUAUAUACACAAGGUUCAUACCACAGCGCCUGGUGCUUUACAUGUUUUCUACUAUGUACGUCACAAUGGGCAACAAGCCAUAUGGAACAUGUAAGGGUAAACUAUAAUUGGUUUAACUAUGAUCAGGUACUAUUUUUAUUUAUUUUUUUAAAGAUAAGCCUCUGACAUAAGGUGUUUUACACAAUACUCCAUUCACAUCCAUUCAGUAAACAGGUGAUGAGAAGGGCAUUAUUCACAAUCUUCCUGAGGUGUAGAUGCAUUGAUUUGAGAGCACAUUUGAAAAUAAUCCAUCCAGAAUUUCUUCUUUUUGCUGUUUUAGUAUUGUGGCUUAAUUUCAGUUGAGGUUGGUUGAAAAUUCAGCAUGUUUUAGUGUUCUACAUUAAUGCCAAGUUGUAGGGAAAAACCUUAUUACUUUUCUCUGUAACACUUAAUAAUAAGGUUAUAUUCAUUAACAUUAGUCCAUGCAUUCGGUAUCAUAAGAUGACAAGGAUUUUUGACAGCAUUUAUUAAUUUUUAAUUACAAAUAUAAUAUUGUUCAUUGUUGCAUUAAUUUGAUCAUAUAGAAGUUUUAAUGCAAAAAAAAAAAAAAAGAGUAUUAUAAUAUGUAGAAAUUCACAUUUAUCAAGAUUAAUAAAUGUUGUAAGAUUAUUUUCAUUGUUAGUUCAUGUUACCUAUUGUAUUAACUAAUGUGAAAUAAUAUAACCUUAUUGUAAUGUGUUACCCUUUUGCCAUUUUGGGUAACCUGAGAAUUGUAUUUUUUAUCCCAUGUAUGAAAUAUACAGUUCUUCAUGAUGCAAUGUUUUUGAAAAUAUACCAUUUGUUUAAUAAAACCAUUGUUUUUUUUUUUUUUGUAUUAACUUCACUUUAACUAACAUUAACUGUAAUUCAUUCCUUGUGCUUAUAUCUUUAAUGUAUAUAUUUCUUAUUUACUAAGGGACAUGGAGGAAUGUGAAGUAUUGCAGAGUUAUAGUUCCAAUAAAUGUACAAA